Branchiostoma floridae (Florida lancelet) is the source of this 1674-nucleotide messenger RNA. RefSeq lists its product as uncharacterized. The transcript has 2 exons. The record is from RefSeq and is a predicted model, not a curated record. Gene Ontology annotation, biological process: potassium ion transport; detection of calcium ion. Bases 544 to 1254 code for a protein of 236 amino acids. Gene Ontology annotation, molecular function: calcium-activated potassium channel activity; potassium channel regulator activity. Gene Ontology annotation, cellular component: membrane; voltage-gated potassium channel complex. NCBI's taxonomy places the organism in Eukaryota, Metazoa, Chordata, Leptocardii, Amphioxiformes, Branchiostomatidae.
AUUGUGUAUUGUCGUUUCUACAUUGAGGAACAGUCAGAUCCAUUCACGAAAAUGCGCGAUGAAACAAUUUACCUAUAUGCUCAAAUUUGGAAUCAAACUGUCAAAAGGUUUUGGAGACUGACUUCAACCGGAUAUCCGACCGGCGUACCUGACCACGCAUAGUCUCUCGCCAGGGGUCGCUCGUGUCUGGAUCAUGUGUGGAUGACGUAAUAUCAAAACAUUCUCAGAAGGCCCCAGGACCCGGAAGUACUGUGUGGCAUUUGAUGACUUGAAAGUAUCAUAUUUACCCCCUCGGGUUGUGCUGUGCGUUUAAGAAGCUGCGUCAUGACUGAAAUUCGUGACAAUGUUUUCCUAUUUUUACCUCUUCUAGUGAAAAUGGUUGGUUUCCUUUCAAUACCGGAUCAACUGUCGACACCACGGUAUUGAGUCUGAGCAAGGCCUAGCCUCUAACUUCAUAUUGAAGUUCCGGGUGUGGGAUAUUGUCACGAGUUGUAUCUAAAAGAGACCUUUCGUCUGCGCAUAUCUGUUGGUGAAACAAAAGUUAUGGCAAGCAACAGUUGUAAGAUUUGGGUUUGCGUGUUUUUCUUCGUGUUGGCCAUCUGCUCCUUCAUAACGCUCAUCACGUUCGGCCCGCUCUACGGGAUAGACAGCGUUGCCGAACUGCAGUACCGGCGGACAGAGUGCACCGUGAAAGACUCUUCCACAAGCGAGGAAUCCUGUACGUAUAAAUGGAGGUGCACGCAAAAUGAUCCACAUGGAGGUCGGACAUGCCAAACCAGAGAAUCCACUCUACUUUGUUUGAACGUCACGGUGGAGUACACAAUUCCUACUUCAAGUGGAACUUUCACAAGUCAGUUGUCGGACUCGAUCUACGGUGUUCAAUACGGCAGCAAGUGUACCUUCAACACGGGCUGUCCUGGCUCUAGACGCAAAGUUGAGGAGUACAGCCGUGACUGGGGAACACAAAACCAGCGGUAUCAGUGCUUCUACGACCCGUCAAACCACAAGAACGUUAUCCGAACCAACAACACGACACUCGGCAAGUGGGGACUGUUCCAUCUGUUCUUCUGGCCGUCGCUCCUCACAGUCGUCGGUGUUGUUGGUACCUACGUCACUUGUCGCGCUCUACCAGGCCCGAUCUGUGGAGACAAAGCAGGUAGAAAUGGCGGGAAAGGGAGAUCAGCUGGUCAUCAUCCAAACCCGGCAUUUGAUGUCACACCUUCUUGUGACUCGCCUUCCUGUGACGGCAUCUAGUAAACAGAUAUUGGAAGGCUAGAUGUGGAGUUUUGAAGUCAUAUCUUCCUUUGACUCACCUUACACUAGUUACAGUGAGUGACCGCGUCCAGCAUAGUAAUCUCCGAGCAGAUGUUGGCGGGCAUAAUCGUGGAAAACAGUUGGUGACAUCAACGGGGAGAUUGGAAACUGUCAUGAUUAUACCUCACCAUAUCUGCUUGAAGAUUAGUCAUCAACAAUUGUUCUGUAGAUCGCCACAAAGAUAAUCCUUUAUGUACAGAAGCCCAUAAGGAUCCGUAUAAAGGACUUGGUCGUACAGAGCAUUUCUUGUUGUGCACUGAAUGCAGUAUGUUAGUUAGGAGGAUGUUUUUGUCGAUCUUAGCUCUGAAGCCACACUCUUUCAGAUAUCUAUCCACCCAUCAGUCCAUUUUCAUUCUGACA